Messenger RNA from Diospyros lotus (date-plum), 1547 nucleotides. Its product is annotated as proliferating cell nuclear antigen. Lineage: Eukaryota; Viridiplantae; Streptophyta; Magnoliopsida; Ericales; Ebenaceae. Gene Ontology annotation, biological process: translesion synthesis; regulation of DNA replication; leading strand elongation. Gene Ontology annotation, molecular function: DNA binding; DNA polymerase processivity factor activity. Gene Ontology annotation, cellular component: PCNA complex. The record is from RefSeq and is a predicted model, not a curated record.
CUCUCUUCCAAUCCAUAGCCCUAGCUUUUCAAUUCAAGGCAAAAUGUUGGAGCUGAGGCUUGUCCAGGGGAGUCUUCUGAAGAAGGUGCUGGAGGCGAUCAAGGACCCGGUGAACGACGCCAAUUUCGACUGCUCGGCCACGGGCUUCUCGCUGCAGGCCAUGGACUCGAGCGACGUCGCCCUGGUGGCUCUGCUUCUCAGAUCCGAGGGGUUCGAGCACUGCCGAUGCGAUCGGAACAUAUCAAUGGGGAUGAACCUGGGGAACAUGGCCAAGAUGCUCAAGUGUGCCGGCAACGAUGAUAUCAUUACCAUCAGGGCCGACGAUGGCAGUGGUACUGUCACCUUUAUGUUUGAAAGCCCUAGUAACUAAGGAUAAAUUGCUGAUUUUGAGAUGAAGUUGUUGGGCAUUGACAGUGAGCAUCUUGGAAUUCGAGAAGCAGAGUAUCAUGCUAUUGUGCAGAUGCCUUCUGCAGAAUUUGCUAGGAUUUGCAAAGAUCUCAGCAGUAUUGGUGAUGCUGUUGUGAUCUCUGUGAAAGGCAUCAAGUUCUCAACAAGAGGUGAUAUAGGAACUGCAAAUGUUGUUUGUAGGCAGAAUACCACAGUGGACAAGCCAGAGGAAGCUACAGUUAUUGAGAGGAAUGAGCCAGCGUCAUUGACAUUUUCUCUAAGGUACAUGAACUCCUUCACAAUGGCAACGCCUUUGUCAAACACGGUCACGAUAAGUUUGUCGUCCGAGCUUCCUGUUGUGGUUGAGUACAAGAUUGCUGAGAUGGGUUAUAUCCGGUUCUACUUGGCUCCUAAGAUAGAAGAGGAUGAUGAUGAGGCUAAGCCCUGAGUUUAAAAUUUUUAAGUUAUGAUAUUCAGCAUACCGUCUGGUGUUGAUUUAAUCUGCCAUUGUGUUGGCAAAGAACAUGUUUCGGGUAUUUCUUUUAUUUCAUUUCUAGUUAAAAUGAGUUCGAAAAAAUCAUGGUAGCCUAGAUGAUUUUUGUUUUCUAUUUUAUGGAUAGGCUGUAGUUUAGAUGAUUAUAGGAAAUCUUGGGCAGUUUCUGAAUUUAGUGAUGAAUUACAAAAAAAAUUAGGUAGUUUUUAAAAUUCAUCUUUUCACCUCGUCUGCUCAAUUCUCAAGCAGACAUUAUGUUAAACUUCGUGUGCAUUUGUUUUUUGAUUUCCUCUCCCACCCAGCCUCUGAACCCCUGACCUGACCUCAGACAAAUCAAACACUGAAGGCCAAGAAGCACUGUCAAAUCCCAAUAUACCCUUUUGCUUUGUGAGCUCACUUGCAUUAGUUUGUCUUAACUUCGGCUAUUCAGGUCUAAUCUUGCGCUUUACGGGUGCUGUUUCGAAUACAAGAUUUGGAUAAAAAUCUCCCUUUUCCUCUGUUCGUUUUACCAUUUAUUUGAUUGUUUUUCUCAAUGCUCUAAUAAUUUGGCUCAAAUACUUACAUGGCCUUCAAUUCAUUUUCAGAAUAAUUGAUUGACCUUGGAGGGCCCUCUUGACCAACAAUUUGUUUAAAUCAAAUUGAAUUAACAUAUUCAAGGUGUUAAAUA